UUCGACAUUUGCGUUUGGAUUUGGAUUAGCUUUUGAUCUGCUUCUUAUAAUCGAGUGGUAGUAUGCUCUCUCCUUCGUCGCUCUAUGCUUCUCAGUUCUUACUUCGUCUGAACUCUCUUACUCCAACAGAAUGAAAUGAGAGCAGCUCAAAUCCUUCUACAAGUUUUAUCUCUAAACUAGCUUUCUGCCGCAAGAAUUGAGAGUCUAUUGUGUUUGGAUGAACAUGAUCUCUCCUCCUCCUCCUCCCAAUCUCUCUGUACAGGUCUCUGCUUCUUUGUAAUUUCUCACUAAAAAAGGUGAACAAUGACAUGCUGUGCGGCGUUUGGAAACCGGAUAACUAUAUGCAAUCCUCUUCCGGUGAAUAAAUUAUUCAGGUUUAGCGAUGUAAGCAGUGUUAGAUUGAACAAGUAUUGUGGAGGUCACCGUUUCCCAAAACAAAUUUUCUGCUCCACCGUUUUCUUACCUCAAAACAACUAUUUAGAGCAAAAGAAAGAUGGUGUUCACUAUGACAGUCUCAGAGUCUUGGAAUGGGAUAAGCUCUGUGAUUUGGUAUCCUCCUUCGCCGGGACUUCCUUGGGUCGUGAGGCCACCAAGGUGCAAUUGUGGUCCUUUAAUAGGAGCUAUGAGAAAAGUUUGAUGCUUUUGCAAGAAACAAAUGCGGCUGUGGAAAUGCACAAGCACGGUGCUUGCCGCUUGGACUUCACUGGCAUCGAUCUUCUUCUGGUGAAAUCAGCCAUUGGACAUGCUCGGAGGGGUUUGCCACUCGGUGCAAAUGAAGCAAUGGCUGUUAAAGAUAUGCUGGAGUUUGCUGAUGUUUUGCGGCUUAAUCUUGAAGCUGCAAUCAAGGAAGAUGCUGAUUGGUACAAUCGCUUUAUGCCUCUUUCUCAAAUGAUAUUGGAAUUGGUUAUAAAUCGAUCGUUAAUUAGGAUGAUACAGCAAGUUAUAGAUGAAGAUGGAUCUGUCAAAGACUCUGCAAGCUCUGCCCUGAGAAAAUCGCGUGAUCAAGUACGGAUGCUUGAAAAAAAGUUAUACCAGUUAAUGGACAGCAUAAUUAGGAAGGACAUGAAAGAAGCAUCCUUUCUGGAAGUGAGUAACGUUGAGGGUAGAUGGUGUAUAAAAUCGGGGAGUAAUCAACUGACAAGUUUCAAGGGCCUACUAUUGUCCAGUGAUUCAGGCACAGGAAGCAUUUUAGAACCACUUUCAGCUGUUCCUUUGAAUGAUGAGUUACAAAGAGCAAGAGCAUCAGUGGCAAAGGCAGAGGCAGAUGUGCUUUUGAUGUUGUCAGAAAAGAUGCAAAAGGAUCUUGAUGACAUUGAAAAAGUAUUGAACAACGUAAUUCAACUAGAUGCGAUCAAUGCCCGGGCAACUUAUAGUAUUUCAUUUGGAGGUGCAUGCCCUGAUUUAUAUCUUCCAAAAGACAUGGAUGGAUACUUCACUGUUGAAUCAUCAGAGAAGAAUGAUUCAAAGGCAUCAAACACCUUCACGAGAGAGUGGCUAUUGUAUAUGCCAAAAGCUUAUCAUCCUUUAUUACUUCAGCAGCAUAGACAAAAUCUGCAGAAGGCGCAGAAGGAUGCCAAAAACGCUACUGCUAAAAAAUUCCAAGGGGAUAAUGGCACAUGGAAGGGAGAAAGAAAUGUGGAUAUUUUAUCCUUAGAAAUGCAGGUCUCUGCAGUGGAGAAAGCUCAUCCAAUUCCAGUUGAUCUUUUUAUUGACCGGAAAACAAGAGUCCUGGUUAUAACUGGCCCUAAUACUGGGGGAAAAACAAUUUGCUUAAAGACAGUUGGAUUGAAUGCUAUGAUGGCAAAAUCAGGUCUUUAUGUUUUGUCUGCUGAAUCUGCACAACUGCCUUGGUUUGAUUAUAUCUUAGCUGAUAUUGGCGAUGAGCAGUCGUUGUCCCAAUCUUUAUCUACAUUCUCUGGCCAUUUGAAACAAAUAAGUGACAUUCGGUCUCAGUCAACAAAUCGGUCACUGGUACUACUGGAUGAAGUUGGUGCAGGGACAAAUCCACUUGAAGGAGCUGCACUGGGGAUGUCACUGCUGGAAUCAUUUGCUGAUGGUGGUGCUUUAUUGACAAUAGCUACAACACAUCAUGGUGAACUUAAGUCCCUCAAAUACAGUAAUGGCGCCUUUGAAAAUGCUUGCAUGGAGUUUGAUGAAGUGAAUUUAAAGCCAACUUACAAGAUUCUUUGGGGAAUACCAGGUCGUUCAAAUGCCAUCAAUAUAUCUGAAAAGUUGGGACUGCCAGCCACAAUUAUUAGUAAUGCUCGAGAAUUAUAUGGUGCUGCUAGUGCAGAGAUUAAUGAGGUCAUAAUUGAUAUGGAAAGAUUCAAGCAAGAUUUUCAAGAGCUUUUAUACGAGGCACAACAUCAUCUGAUGCUCUCAAGAAAUCUUCACGAAAAACUUCUGCUGGCCAGAAGGAAAAUUGUGGAGCAUCGUUCUAGUCAAAGAAACAGGAAGAUGCAAGAAAUCUCCAAGGCUGCUGCUCUAGCACGCUCUGCACUUCACAAGAAAGUCAGGCACCUUCGUGCAUACUUAGUGAAAUCUUCUGAGCCCCGUAAAACCAAUAAAACAAAACUUGUGGCAAGUGACCAAUGUCCUACUGGAGAUAAUAGUGGAAAUACCACUGGAAGUAGAAGUUCAACUGCAGUUGAAAUUAAAACACAAUCACCAUCAGUGAGGACUGAGCUUCCUCAGGUUGGUGAUACAGUGCACGUUUCAUCCCUAGGAAGAAAAGCAAUAGUUCUGAGAGUGGAUCGAUCUAAAGACGAAAUAGUAGUUCAAGCUGGCAUCAUGAAGUUGAAAGUGAAAUUAAUGGAUAUUGGGACUUGAAAGGAUGAAAAAUGUUAUAUGAGCAGGAGUCGAAGUUGGCUCUUUUCUGAAAUCUUCCUAGUUUUUUUUUAAUAUACUUAUUAACCCUUUUUUUUAGUGGACUUGUACGUGAGACCCUAUGAAGCUGGGAUUUUGUUGAACAUUGCAA
This is a messenger RNA of Manihot esculenta (cassava), 2977 nucleotides long. Its product is annotated as endonuclease MutS2. Gene Ontology annotation, molecular function: ATP-dependent DNA damage sensor activity; mismatched DNA binding; ATP hydrolysis activity. The coding region runs from base 304 to 2829 and encodes 841 amino acids. Lineage: Eukaryota; Viridiplantae; Streptophyta; Magnoliopsida; Malpighiales; Euphorbiaceae. The record is from RefSeq and is a predicted model, not a curated record. Gene Ontology annotation, biological process: negative regulation of DNA recombination; mismatch repair. The transcript has 21 exons.